This is a messenger RNA of Prorocentrum cordatum, 5783 nucleotides long. The record is from the annotation of a GenBank genome assembly. NCBI's taxonomy places the organism in Eukaryota, Dinophyceae, Prorocentrales, Prorocentraceae.
AGCCGUCCUGGCUCACAGCGCCUGAUGGCUCUGGCCGCAUCGGGCGCACUGUUUAUUACUACAUCUGUAUUCGGGUUUCCUGCCCACUGCCAUUUUUCUUGUUUGAUCUUCCGCAUUACAUAAAAUGAGCCUCGUUCUGCUCGUCGUGGCGCUCUGUGGGCUGCCGGCCCAUUCGCUCGUCGGCCGUCUCCUGGACUCCUCGCGGCUGCAGGCCGCCCGCGCGGGGUCCGGAGCGAGCGUGGACGUCGAGGCGGGCGCUCACCUCGGUCUGUUUUUGGACCUGGACUCGGACAUAGGCCAGGGGUUCACCAUGGACAUGGACGUCGAAUCGUACAACGAGUAUGAGAUGGACUUCGACUCGGACGCGCCCGCGCCCGCAUCCAGACGGCAGAGCGCCGCGGAGAAGUCUGGUGGAGAAGCCGGGGCACUGGACGGUUCAUGGUCGCGAGAUCCCACCGACACCCAGGAGAGGAAGUUCGUAGUGGACCUCAACAUGACCCGGGCGCACGAAGCAGGGCUGACAGCAGGCCUCAAGCUCAGCAUUGACGCCGACAAGACCCCCAUCUCGGUCACCGCGGUGAGGAGCAUUGGCCUUGUGGACGAGUGGAACAGAGGCAAUCUGUUCAGAGCGAUUCUCCCAGGUGACAGGAUCAUGGGUUUCAACGAUGUUCGCUGGCAGCACAAUUCCAGGGCAUUUGGCAGGGACCUGUUGUCUGCGUACGACAACGGACGCCUCUUCAGGCCCGGAGGACACAAGACCCUGCAGCUUCAGAUCUGGAGGCCCGCGUUGAAGGACGCCACCAGCGAGUCUCCGGUUGUCGCGGACGAGCCAGACGCCCAGGAUGUCAAUGCAGUGCCGCAGAUUCCCAUGAAGAAUUCCCUCGCCCAAGUGGAGGCUCAGGCCUCCGUGGAUACACAGACGUGGAGCACGCACGAGCUCGUGGCGUCCCUGAAGGUGCCGAAGUCUCUCAAGGGACAGCAGGGCCACAAGGCCGCUGCAGCAUCUGUCUUGGGCUGGCAGCUGGCGGGUAUCGAUGACGACAGCGCCCCAGUCACCAUCAGCAAGAUCCGGCGCAAGGGCCUGGUGGCUGAGUGGAAUGCAGCCCAUCCGAGCCAAGCGCUCCAAGCAGGCGAUCGGAUCGUCAAGGUAAACGGGGUCAGCUGGCACAACAACUCGAAGGCGUUCGUGAGCCAAGUGGCCAAGCAGUUCGAGGCCGCGAGGAACGGCAAACGCUUAUCCAUCAAGGUGCAGAGGAUGGUCAGGGCCGCCACAGCGCCGAGUCCGCCUCCGUUCCCCGCCGCGCCGAGUCCUCCUCCGCUCCCCCCCGCGGGGCGACAGGAGGCAGGUGCCGACCACGAGGGCUCUGAGACCACCGUCGAGAUUGUGACCCCUUCGGCUUCGCUCGCCGUUGAGAAGCAGAGCGGGACGCCAGAGGAGGCCGGGAAGACGCCGGGCUUCAUGGCGGCUCUGGUUCUGCCGAAGUCCUCUGGGGGCCUGAGCAGCGCAAAGGCCUUGGGCUGGCAGCUCGACUUUGAUCUCGAGGACGACAGCGUGCCCGUCACGGUUGGCAAGAUCCGGAGCACGGGCUCGGUGGAGCAGUGGAACGCCGCCCAUCCAAGCCAAGCGAUCCGUCCUGGCGACCAGAUCACCAAGGUGAAUGGGAUUCCUUGGAAGAGCAACUCGAAGAUGUUCGUAGAUCACAUUUCCAAGCAAGUUGCGGCUUCUCGUGAACUGCAGAAGGUCCUCUAUGUGAAGGUGCAGAGACAAUCUGAGGACACCGAAGGUGUACCCUCGCAGUCGGAUUCUCCCAAGGCUAGCGUGGCGGUGGACGUCGCCGUCGGGCGUAAUGACACCAGGGCGGCCCCUCCAAGCCCGGAGACCGCCCCAUCAGCGUCAGGUACUCACGAAGACAAGGAGGGCAACUCGACAGAGGGCAGGGCGGGAGGCACUUUGGGAGAAGAGCUACAGGCUAAGUCGGUCCAGCUCCACGGGUCUACGACCCGGGUCCAUUCUUCCACGGUCGCCAAGACGACGGUGAAAAAGGUCGCUGCAUCUCUGCUGGUGCCGAAGUCGGCUGGCAAGCACGGCCGGGCGGUCUGGCAGAAGGCGGGCGUGGCAACGGCCUUGGGCUGGCAGCUGGAGGGCCUCGACAACGACAACGUCCCAGUCACCAUCAGCAAGAUACGGCGCAAGGGCUCGUUGGCUCAGUGGAACGAAAAACAUCCGAAGCAUGUGAUCCUUGUCGGUGAUCAGCUCGUCAAGGUGAACGACGUUCGCUGGCACAACAACUCGAAGGUGUUCAUGGACCGCAUCAUCAAGCAGUUCGAGGCCUCCUCACAGCAUGGCAAACGUCUGCAGAUCGAGGUGAAGAGGAGCGUCACGGUUGUUGACGACGCCGACGUGAAUUCGGACGUCCCCGAGACCCAGAACGGCACUCUGGAGGCCCACGCAGGGAUGGAACCCUCCGAAGGGCGGAACGAGAGCGAGGACGACCACGAGGGCUCGGAGUCCACCACCGCGAGUGCAACCCGCUCGAGUUCUCCCGCCAGUCAAGAGCAGAGCGAGAAACUGGUGGAGACCACGAAGACGCCCAGCUUCGUGGCAGCGUUGGCUCUGCCGAAGUCAACAGGGGGCCUGAACAGUGCAAAGGUCUUGGGAUGGAAGCUGAACGUCGAGGACGACAACGUUCCCGUCACCGUCGGCAAGAUCCUGAGUAAAGGGUCUGUGGCUCAGUGGAACGCAGCCAAUCCAAGCCAGGAUAUCCGUCUUGGCGACCAGAUCACCAAGGUGAACGGGCACCCCUGGCACAACAACUCAAGGGUGUUCUUGGACCGCAUCGCCAAGCAGUUUGCGGCCAUCAAGAACCACGCCGCUGGUGCCCCCAAGCGCCUCUAUGUCAAGGUGGAGAGGCCCGCGCAGGCCCGCGCGGGCGCAGAGGUGCGGCAGAGCGAGACGGAGCCAGGCAGCCCGAGCUCGGACGCCCCGCCGGAGCAGCGGGACGAGACGGCGACGGCCAGCGAGGGCUCGGACGCUCCCCAGAAGAGCGCGUCGGACCAGCUGCCCGAGCAGGAGGCCGGCGCGCCGCGCGCGAGCCUGGUGGAAACCGGCCAGGAGGAGAACGCGUCCGAGGCGCCCGUGGAGGCCAGGAAGACGACCGACUUCGUUGCCGAUUUGGUCCUCGCGAGGGCCGCCGUGUCGGCCCUGGCUCUGCCAGAAGCUUCCAGCGGCGUGGGCAGCGCAAAGCUCUUGGGAUGGAAGGUGAGCGCCGAGGACGACAGUGUCCCCAUCACCAUUGGCACGAUCCAUCCCUUGGGCUCCGUGGCCCGAUGGAACGCAGCCCAUCCGAGCCAGGAGAUCCGCCCCGGCGACCGGAUCACCAGCGCCAACGGGGUCCCCUGGCGCAAGAACUCGAGGGCGUUCCUGGAAGGCAUCGCCAAGCACGUUGCGGCCACCUGGGACGGGAGCGAGAGGAGCCUGAACGCGUCCAGGCUCCUGUCCGUGAGGGUGCAGAGGCCGGGGCAGGGCGCCGAGGAGGCCUCGGACUCUCCCAGCGACGGGCAUGAGGCCGAGGAGGCCCGCGCAGACGCGGGCGCCCGCCAGGGGCUCGGCGAGGCCAGCUCCGGCUCGGACGCUCCAGAGAAGCUGGGCGAGGCAGCGGCGGACAGCGCGAGCUCGGACGCUCCCGAAGAGAAGAAGGGCACCCCGGCACCUCCCGUCAAGCUUGCCGCCGACGAGGGGAUGGUCUCGAUGCUCGACACUGCCAUUCGUAGCGCAGGGAUCAGUCAGGGCAAGGUCCAUCGUAAGGUCGCCAUGCUUGACACCUCCGCCUCCAGCGUAGAGACGGCAGUGAAGAAAGACAACGGUUCGAUCGCAGGGAAGUUGGAAGCGAACGAGUUCCUCGUGCCCCUGGUUGUGCCCAAGUCCUCCGACCCGCUCGCGAAGGUUCUUGGCUGGCAGCUGGUCGUCGAGGACGACCAAACCCCCGUCUCGAUCGGGAAGGUCCGCGCCGAGGGUGCGGUGGCCCAGUGGAACGCCGCUCAUCCGGACCAGGCGAUCUUCCCUGGUGACAAGGUGAUCAAGGUGAACCGCAUCCCCUGGCACAACAACUCGAAGGCCUUCGCCGACCGUCUGUACAAGGAGGUUCAGGUCUCCUGGCGGGCGGCCGACGAUGAGCCCGGCCAGCUGCUCUUCAAACUGCAGAAGGGGAACUCGACGCGCGAAUUCGUCAACGUGACGGCGGCGAACGCGACUCGCGCCGACAUGCGCAACAGGAGCCAGGUGGCCCUCGCCAAGCAGCGCGGCGCCAAGGCGAACGUCUCCGUGGCCCGCAAGGCGGACACGGUCAUGAAGGUCGUGGAGCGCCGGGUGCGGCGGUCGGAGGGGGGCGGGAAGAUGCGGGAGUUCGUGGCGCCCCUCGUCGUGCCGAAGUCCAAGGACCCCCUCGUGAAGGUCUUGGGCUGGCAGCUCCUCGUGGAGGACGACCACAUCCCCCCCAUCAUCGAGAAGGUGAAGGACACUGGCGUGGUGGCCCAGUGGAAUGCUGCCCAUCCGGACCUGGUGAUCCAUCCUGGCGACGAGGUCAUGAAGGUCAACACCGUCCCUUGGCACAACAAUACGAAGUCUUUCACCAGUCGCAUGUACAAGGAGAUUACCCGCGCCUGGCAAGGGAGCGACGGCGCUCCCAUUGUGCUCGUCAAGGUGCGGAGGUACGUGAUCGGCGACGCCAACGAGAGCGCCGACGACGAGGGCGCCGAGGGCGCUGAGGGCGCCGUGAUCGCCGGAGACGCCCUGAUGGCCGGCGGUGGCAACGAGAGCGUCCAGAGCGACGAGAACUCCGAGAGCCCCGAGGAUCCCGUUCACCUCGGCGAGGACGACGAGGACGACGCGAACACCCAGGGCGCUGGGAGCGCAGGCGCCGGCUCCGAGGGCGCCCGCGGCGACGAGGUCGCCGAGAGCGGCAGCACUGGCGACGAGAGCGCUCAGGGCGACGAGAGCGACGAGAGCGCCGAGGGCGCCAAGAAGACCGAGAGCGCCCUCAUCGCGGGGGACGCCCUGAUGGCCGGCGGUGGCGACGAGAGCGCCGACAGCGCCGACAGUGCCGGGAGCGACGAGAGCGCCGAGGGCGCCGAGGUCGCCGGGAGCGACGAGAGCGCCGAGGGCGCCGAGAAGGCUGAGAGCGCCGAGGACGCCAAGAAGGCCGAGGGCCCCGAGGGCGCCAAGAGCACCGAGAGCGCCGAGGCCGCCGCCAGUCCUGGCGUCGAGAGCGCCGACAGCGCCCGGGCUGAGAAGGGUGCUCCCCAGGAGGACCAGGGGUCCGAGAAGCUCGCCGACAAGAUCGGGGUUCUGUUCUCCGCCUGGAACAAGCUCCACCCAGAGGACGAGAUCUCCCUCGGGUCGCUUCCAAAGCCUCGCUAGGCCCGUGCUGGCGCCCGCGAGAGGUGCCCGGCCACGAGCGGCGCGUCCUCGGUGGCGUGUCUGCGCUCGCCGCUGCCUUGAGGGUGCCGUCUUGAGGGGCCCGCUCGUCCGAAUUAGCCGAGGCGGACGGCCGGACCGGUUCAUCGCCCUGCGCCGCGGGCUGUCGACGGACGCAUGCGCGAACAGCUCGCAUCCUUGAGCCUCAACCCGCUCUCCUUGCCCCCACCCCUCUUGUCCCUCUUCUCCUUGUCCAUCUCCCUCCGAUUGUCGUCACAGAAUAAUCGGAGCUAGUUGAUUGUUGUCACUGACAACAUGUACUCUCUCGCUUAGUCCGUCCGCGAGGUCGCAAAAAUCCUCUUGUGCCGCG